Racocetra fulgida is the source of this 1422-nucleotide messenger RNA. NCBI's taxonomy places the organism in Eukaryota, Fungi, Glomeromycota, Glomeromycetes, Diversisporales, Gigasporaceae. The record is from the annotation of a GenBank genome assembly.
UACCAAGAACCAGAGCUUUUAAAGAUUUUCUCUGUUCACGGAGAAGUAGUUGAAGUAAAUCUACCGCGUAAAUAUCCAAAUGGUCCAUUACGCGGAUUUGCUUAUAUACAAUAUAAAAAAGUUGAAGAAGCUGAAAGGGCAAUCAAUGCAAUUAAUGAAACCAAACAUCAUGGCCGGACUAUUGCUGUUGAUUGGUCAUUACCUAAGGAUAAGUAUUUGAAAGCUUUGAAAUCUCAACAAAGCAAGUAUGUUUGUGAACAAAAUAAUGGUUAUUGUAUCGAUUCUUGUGCUGAAAGUUCUGAGGAGGAAUCGAAUGAAAAUGAAACAGAUGAAAGUGAAAAUCAACAAGUAAAGAGUUAUAAUUCUUACGAAAACAGGGUGAUAGAUAUGGAUAUUGAUCAUGAUGAUGAUGAAGUUGACAGCACUGAAGAUAGCAGUAAAGAUAUUGAUCAUGAUGAUGAGAGUGAAGUUGACAGCGUUGAAAACAACAAUAAAAAUAACAAUUCAGUCAAAAACAAACUUCAUACGCUAUCAGAAAAUGCAGUCUUAUUUGUCCGCAAUCUUUCCUUUGAAGCCACUGAAGAAGAGUUGAGACUGUCGACUAAUGAAAAGAAACGGAAAGGAAUAAUUCAUAAAUCAGUUCUCACAGCUGAUCCAUCAGGCUCACAAGCGCUCAAAUUUACAUUACAUGGUAGAGUUUUAUCAGUGGUCAAAGCUGUUGAUAAGGAUGAAGCACAUAGAUUAAUGGAAAGGAAUAAAAAUAAAAGGCGAAAAGAAGAUCGAAGAAACACAUACUUGAUUAAAGAAGGAGCUGUAUUUCCAAAUACACCAGAUGCAGCAUUGCUACCACCUUCAGAAGUAACUAAGCGUGCUGCAUCAUUUUCUGCUCGAAAGAAUUUAUUGGCAAAAAAUCCAAAUCUCUUUAUAUCAAAAACUAGAUUGUCUAUGCGAAAUUUACCACUUUCCGUAGAUGAAAAAAAAAUAAAAAAUUUAGGCAAGGAAAGCAUUAAAAGGUUUAAAGAGGAAGUUAAAAAAGGUAAAAGAGCGGACCUAACAAAAACGGAGAAAAUGGAAGGAUGGGACAAACUAGUUCAUAUCAAACAGGGUUAUGGAUUUCUUGAAUUCACACAACAUUCUCAUGCAUUAGCAGCAUUGAGAUAUCUUAACAACAAUCCAGACAUAUUUGGUGAAAAAAAGAGAUUGAUUGUGGAAUUUUCUACUGAGAAUGCUAUUAUCGUCAAAAAACGGGCUAGAUUAUCAAAAGAUAGAGACAGCAAAAUCAGGGGACAUAACAAAGCUGACGAUAAUAAUAGUAAUAGUGUUGAAGUUACAGAAUCAAAUAAUUGUUCUCAUUUAGAACAAAGAAAUUUGAAAAGAAAGGUUAGAAUUAUUUUGUUAUAUAAUGAAGCGAUAAUUAUAUGA